GAAAGAAUUAAUACAUAACAAAUUUUAUUUUUUAGGGUGAAAUCUUUCUAGGACAUAUUACCUCUGGAUACAGUGUUGUACCGGGGUUUGUACCAGGGUUUCGGGAGAGCGGAUACGGGUUCACUCUUCAUACACCAGACCGGGCUUUCCAGUUUUCUGCUGAGACUGAAACUGAUAGAUCGGGUUGGAUUCAAGCAAUAGAGAAGAUACUAAAUAUACCUCUUCUACCACAGGACAGUUCAUUAGCUGCCCUGUUAAACAAGAAACGGAACGAAUCCAUUGCUUUCUUCACAAGAUAAGACUGACCGACCAGCUGACCCAGCACAGACUUCUCUAGUUCUUCAACAUCUUAUAUUUAUAGAUAUUACGAAUUUAGAAUGAUCAAAGAAAUGAUAAUGCUUGCUACAUUUAGUUUAAAUUACUUUAAUAACUUGUAAACUUGUAAAUAUCUUGAUGUAACCACGAGUUUGUUGAUUAAUGUAAAAAUACUGAUUUGUGAAGAAAAACGAGCUUUUUAUUGUAAAUAUUGAAGCAGAAAACUAAUGUAACUUAUAAAUCAUGAUAUUGAAUGUUAUUUAUUAGUAAAGGGCGAACUUAAACUUUUUCAAUUCAAAAUAUUUAUAUACUUCUUGAAAAUUGUGGAAAGUGACUGAGUAGCAAUUAAAAUUUAAAAAUAUUCACUUUAACGAUUUUGCCCUUUUAAAAAAUGUAAAGAGAAAAUUGCAUAUGUUUAAUUUUUUUACUUAUUAAAUGUUUUAAAGAGACUGUGUUUGUAAUUUCAAGUACUCCUCCUCUAUUAAAUGAGGGCCAUGUCCGAUUCACAUCGGUAACAUUUAACACGCUAUCUGAUUAAUAAUCUGGAAGCUGUCGUCGUUUUUCUUGUAUGUGUUAAAUUCUGUUAAGUGACUUCUUUGUUUCUGUAGCAUAAAACCGAAAGUUCCUUUUACAAAGAAGCUACAAUAAAUUUAUUAAAUUUUUUAAAAGAAACCCGUGUGAUAUCUUAUUUAUUCCUGACCAGGCAAAGCAUCUAUGGCUACCGUUUUCAAUCGGAAGGCCAAUCUAAAAAUGGAGGGUCGUUUUAAUAUUACGUCUGCACACAGUCCCUUUAAGCAUUCUUCUGAUAAUAAAUUUAUGAAUAAAACUAAGAUAUAAUUUUUAAAUCAAACCAAUUGAUGCUUCGAAGCAAUCUCUCUAUUAAUAAAAUUGUAGUUCUAAUAUAAUUAGUUUGAUUUGAUUUGAUUGCAAAAAAUGUUGAAACUCUUAAAAUACAUCAAUUUAUGUCGUUUGUUGAAAUUAAUAUUUCUCAUGUUAAAAAAUAAAACCAAAACCUAAAGUUUGCAAUAUAAAAAAGUUAAAUAUGCAUAAAUGUACAAAUAUAUUUUCUUAAGUUAAAACGUCUAACCUGUCCAAUCCAGCAGAAGAUAUUUCAGGAAAAUUAAAUAGUUCAAAAAGAUAGUUAAAAGCAAAAAAUAUCAAGUGAAUGUUAAAAAAAUUCAAAUCCUUAAAUUUGUCUUGUAAUUUUCUAUUGUGUUCUUUCUCCUUUUUUAUCGUUAUUAAAUCUAUUUUUUUUCGCUAAUUGUUUGUAAAUAUAUGUUUAUUUUUUAGCUAUUGAAGAGUUUCAGAAAGAAUGGGAGGACUAACGAGUAAACCAGUUCAACCCUCGCCUGGUGAACUAAGGGGAGUUGGUGAAAGUUCAGAGUUAGAGGAUAUUCAAUUUAGAGUAGAAGUAAGAAAAAGGAAAAGGAAACGUUCUGAGGAUAUUGAAAAAGAAGAAUUAGACCGACUCCUCUCCACUCCUAAGAAGAAAAUAUUAAAAACUACUUCACAAUAUAUAUUUGAUAAUCUUUUCCAGGAUGGCAAGGAUAGUGACGUCACACUGACUGCUUUGGGAACAUCAUGGAAGCUUCACAAACUCUACCUCUGUCAGUCUGCAUACUUUGCAUCCAUGUUCUCGGGAAGAUGGACGGAUGGUUCUAAAGAGACAAUCAACAUUCAGAUAGAUGAUCCUAAUAUUAAUAUUAAUUCUCUUCAUAUCACACUGGGAUCAUUCUAUAGGGAUGAUGUAACAAUAGAACCCAGUGAUGUCGUUUCUGUUCUAGCUGCAGCAUCUCUCUUCCAACUAGAUGGUCUUAUCUCACAAUGUAUAGUUAUUAUGGAUGAGACAAUUAACAUACAAACCGUUGUUCAAUACCAUGACAGCAGUGUAAGGUAUGGAUGUGUAGAGCUGACAAAGUCCUGUAUAAACUGGCUGCUCGCAAACCUUCUUAGUAUUAUGCCUGAUAAUCCUCUCAGAUUACGAGAAAUCCCCCCCAGUCUGAUGGGGCAGUUAAUUGGAUCUCCUCAUCUUUUUGUUAUACAAACUGAGUUCUCUGUAUAUGUACUGCUCCGACUCUGGGUUUACCUGAAGCUCCAUCCUGCCUGUGAUACUGAACCUAGGGAGAGCGUAAAUGAGUCCCAUAAAUAUUUUCGGUCGAUGGCGACAAGUGGGAAGAACGGCAGAACCGAGUAUUUUCUGGACUCUGAAUCCGCCAAACCAUACCUAGCAGUUUUCAGGAAUAUGAGGAUUGUUCAUAUGAUUAACCAUCAUCUUGAUUUAGAAAGUCUAGUAUCAGAUAGGAUAAUCCCGAAUUCGUGGUUAUCCAGUGUUUUCUACACAAGAUGGAUGUCAUUGCUAAGAAUAGAUUCAGGUAUUGAUAAGGGUCCAUCUAACUUAAGCGAAGAAACGUUUAACCGUGAAUGCUAUAGGUGUGGGCGGAUACUGCAGGUUGACGGUCAACACAUGUGGAGAUGGACAGGUUUCAACAGUGGAAUGGAUCUCAUCAUAACAUAUGAAAACUACAGACUCACUUUAAAAAGAAGCGGAUUGUCGGAUCAUGAAGCUUUGCUUUCAAAUCAUGGAUCAAGAAAUAUAUCCUACAGAGUAACUGUACUGAGCUUGAAUGAUCAGAAACAGAGAAUAUAUGUGAAGUUUUAUUGUACUGUGCUGUACUGUACUGUUGUGUACUGUACUGUACUACAGUGUCAUGUACCUUAUUGUACUGUACUAAUCUAUAUUGUAGAGUAGUUGUAUUGAGCUUAA
Eurytemora carolleeae is the source of this 3079-nucleotide messenger RNA. Its product is annotated as protein germ cell-less. Lineage: Eukaryota; Metazoa; Arthropoda; Copepoda; Calanoida; Temoridae. Gene Ontology annotation, biological process: germ cell development. The record is from RefSeq and is a predicted model, not a curated record. The transcript has 24 exons. Gene Ontology annotation, molecular function: protein binding. The coding region runs from base 1628 to 3064 and encodes 478 amino acids.